Panicum virgatum (switchgrass) is the source of this 2025-nucleotide messenger RNA. RefSeq names its product cytochrome P450 72A14-like. The transcript has 5 exons. Lineage: Eukaryota; Viridiplantae; Streptophyta; Magnoliopsida; Poales; Poaceae. The record is from RefSeq and is a predicted model, not a curated record. Gene Ontology annotation, molecular function: monooxygenase activity; heme binding; oxidoreductase activity, acting on paired donors, with incorporation or reduction of molecular oxygen. The coding region runs from base 268 to 1884 and encodes 538 amino acids.
ACUUCUGAAGGAUAGCUACAUCCUGGUCCUGGAUCCUGCAAGUGCACCAACCGGAUCUUGCUGCCACGCCGCCUCUGCUUCAUCUUCCUCACGGAGCAAAGAUUAGUCGUCCCUGACAGCGUGGGAUAAGGACGGGAAGGAAUUGAAGAACACCACGCGCCCGCGAUCCGGCCCGCCUCUCUAUAAGAUUCUAACCCUCCCGGUGCAGGGCCACCACGAGCCAGCCUAGCUAGCUUCUCGAUCGAUCAGCAGGUAGCCGAUCGAGCCAUGGCGACGAGCGUGCCAGCAGCUGGAUCGUGGGAGGCAGCGCGGGCGCCGCUGCUGCUGUGUGCGGCCGUCCUCGCCGCCGCCGCCGCGCGCGCGCUGGCGGAGUGGGCGUGGCUGCGGCCGCGGCGCCUGGGCCGGGCGCUGCGGGCGCAGGGCCUCCGCGGCACGGCGUACCGCCCGCUGGCCGGCGACGCGCCGCUGGCCGACCGGCUCGCCCGGGAGGCCAGGUCCCGCCCGCCCCUCCCGCCGGGCUGCCACGCCGUCGUGCCCAGGGCCGCGCCGCUCUUCCACCACGCCAUUCCGGAGCACGGCAAGACGUCGGUCACCUGGUCCGGGCCGGUGCCGAGGGUGACCAUUGCCGAGCCGGAGCUGGCGCGGCAGGUCCUGUCCAACAAGUUCGGCCACUUCCAGAAGGUCGGCUUCGGGCAGCUCCAGCGGCUGCUGCACAGCGGCGUGAGCACCCACGAGGGCGACAAGUGGGCCAGGCACCGGAGGAUCAUCAAGCCCGCCUUCCACCUCGACAAGGUCAAGGGCAUGCUGCCGGCCUUCGCCUCGUGCUGCGCUGACCUGGUGCGCAAGUGGGAGGGUCUGGCCGUGGGCGGCGGCGGCGGCGAGCCGCCGUCGUGCGAGGUGAACGUCUGGCCGGAGAUGCAGAGGCUGACGGGGGACGUCAUCUCCCGCGCCGCGUUCGGCAGCAGCUACCUCGAGGGCAGGAGGAUCUUCGAGCUGCAGGAGGAGCAGGUCAGGCUCGCCAUGCUCAUCGCCAACAAGAUACACAUCCCGGGCUACAUAAUGCUGCCGACAAGGAUCAACCGGCAGAUGAAGCGGAUCGCGCGGGAGAUCGAGGGGAUCCUGAGAGGCAUCAUCGCGAAGAGGGAGGGCGCGAUGAGAGCCGGCGCGGCGGCCGGCGACGACCUCCUCGGCCUGCUGCUAGAGUCCAACAUGGAGCACUCCAGGGGCAACGGCGAAGGCUCCGGUGGCGGCAUGUCCAUGGAGGACGUCAUCGGGGAGUGCAAGCUGUUCUACUUCGCCGGCAUGGAGACCACGUCGGCGCUGCUCACGUGGACCAUGAUCGUGCUCUCCAUGCACCCCGAGUGGCAGGACCGCGCGAGGGAGGAGGUGCUCGGGGUCAUCGGCGCCGCCGGGACGCUGCCGCCGGAUUACGACGGCCUCAGCCGCCUCAAAAUCGUGACGAUGGUGCUGUACGAGGUGCUGAGGCUCUACUCGCCGCUGCCGGCGGUGCACCGCCGGACGUACAAGCCGGUGGAGCUCGGCGGCGUCAGGUACCCGGCGGGGGUGGUGCUGGCGCUGCCGCUGCUGUGCAUCCACCACGACAGGGACGUGUGGGGGCCCGACGCCGACGAGUUCAAGCCGGAGAGGUUCGCAGAGGGGGUCGCCAGGGCGUCCGGCGACCGGCCGGCCUUUUUCCCGUUCGGCGGGGGGCCGAGGACCUGCAUCGGCCAGAACUUCGCUCUGCUGGAGGCCAAGAUGGGGCUCGCCAUGAUCCUGCGAAGCUUCGAGUUCGAGCUCUCACCGUCCUACUCGCACGCGCCGUUCUCCGCCCCACUGCUCAAGCCGGAGCACGGCGCGCAGGUCAACCUCAGGAAGCUCCCCUGAGCUGCCUCUGCAGGGACUUAGCUUGUGGAAGCAAGGAACAAAUAAUGAUUGGGCUGUCGUCUAGACUAUUUUUGUAAAGAAAUGUAGUAUUAUACUAGCAAAAAAAUUAUGGAAAAUUAUACUAGCAAAAAUUUGCGAUAA